Molecule: messenger RNA, 492 nt
Organism: Cornus florida
Lineage: Eukaryota; Viridiplantae; Streptophyta; Magnoliopsida; Cornales; Cornaceae
Exons: 1
Coding region: 1-492 (163 amino acids)
Source: RefSeq, a predicted model, not a curated record
AUGGCGCUAAGGGUUCAUCUCCUCUCCCCCCAAAUCCCCUCACAAACCCUAAAAUCCCAAACCCAUCGUCCUUUCCCCUCCACAACCCUCCAAACCCACACCCCCAAGAUCCAAAUCUCAUGCGCCAACAGCAUCAGUGAUGCAGAGCUUGCAUCAGAUUUGGCCACAGAACUUGAAAAGAUGAGCACCCAUUUGGUGCAGAGAGAGGAAGCCAUGAAGAAGAGCAGACAAAUCUUGUUCACAGAGCUGUGUCAGUACAUGGGUUCGAAUUCUGAGGAAGUGAAGAAGACAUGGAAGAAGAUGAGUGAUGAAGACAAGUGGGUUUUGGCCAAAGGGUUUGUUUCGGAUUGGGGUGUCAAUUUUCAUCCAUUGUCUGCUAGGUCUGUCAAAGAUAUGGUUGAGGAACACUUGGUUGAAGACAACCCAUCUUUGGGUUCUUCACUGUUUUUCCCUAAUUUUAAGAAAAUGAUGGGGUUUUCACAAAGCAAAUGA